UUUUUUUUUUUGUUUUUUAAACUUUUUCGAUUAUUUCUUUUUUUUUUAAAAAAAAAGAGUUUCAGUGUUUCUCUUUUUUUUAAAAUAUUCUUUUUCUUUUUUUUUAUUUUAUCAUCGAUUUUUUUUUAUAAACAAAAAUGUUGUCUGUCAACAAUAUGUUAAAUCAAGAUCAAUAUAUCAAACAGCAAGAAACAACAACAUCCAAUAGCAGGCCUUCAGUGUUGACGAUUUCUCAUUUAUUAUGUGAUCCACCUACAAAAAGUCCUUCAUUAUCACCAUCAUCAUCACCUUCACCGACUGAUAGUUAUUGUUUCCCAUUUCAAGAAUUGACAACUCCUCCUUUGUCAGCUUUAUCAUCACCAUCUACAUCCACCACUUCUUUACAUUCCAUGUUAUCCUCCACCAAUUCUGAUUUUUCAUUACACACUCGUCCUUUUUUACCAACCACUUUAUUGGAAGAACAAAAGCGCCGGUCGCCUCUUCCUACCACCAACUUGUCUGAUCAUUCGGAACAACAACAGGAAGAAGAACAGGUGGAUGAUGAUGAUGAUCAAUCAUCCAUCAUGACUACAAGUAGCAAUAAUAGCCAACAACGAAUCAAGGCAAAACGAAGAAGAGCCAAUGCAAAACAACUCUCCAUCUUGAAUCAAGUCUUUGAUCGUACUUUUUUUCCUUCGACACAAAUGCGGGCAGAAUUGGGUCGACAGCUAGGAAUGAGUCCAAGAACUGUACAAAUCUGGUUUCAAAACAAACGGCAGGCCAUGCGAACUAGGGAACGACAACGUUUAUUACGGAUGAAGGAUGAAAAUUAGAUGAUUUUGUUCUUAGUUUAGAAACUCUCUCCCCCCAUUUUUUUUUAUUAUUGUUAUUGUAUACAUUCAUCUUUUCCCUAUUUUAUGAAAACUCCCUAAUUUGGAUUCAUUAGAAUCUAUCCUCCCCCCCAAAAAAAUAUCACUCAUUCAUCA
Molecule: messenger RNA, 965 nt
Organism: Halteromyces radiatus
Lineage: Eukaryota; Fungi; Mucoromycota; Mucoromycetes; Mucorales; Cunninghamellaceae
Exons: 1
Coding region: 138-812 (224 amino acids)
Biological process (GO): regulation of transcription by RNA polymerase II; cell differentiation
Molecular function (GO): RNA polymerase II cis-regulatory region sequence-specific DNA binding
Source: RefSeq, a predicted model, not a curated record